CUUAAAUGAAACCAAUCGAAUUAUAUAUUUAGCAAAUAUUAAAUUAGGUAAUUCUAGUUAACCAAAACAAGCAAAUAUUAAAUUAGAUAUAACAGAUACAUCAAAAUUAUUUUAUUUUUAAGAGAGAUGAAACAUGUUGGGAUUACUUACCUGUAACUUGAUGAUAUUGAUUCCAUUAUAUUAACCUAAUUUGAACGAAUUAUAAAUCCCUAAUACAACAUAUAAGUAAAAUUAUUUUGCUAAUUAAAUUAAUUUAUAUGGUGAGCCCCACCAUGAAGCCCACCGUGAUGUAUUAAUCCCUGAUACAACAUAGAACUAUUGUGACAAAUUGUAUAUGUUUUAAUCAUGAGGCUCACAUGGCUCUGUGAGGCCCACGGUGAUGUAUUUGUUUUAAUCAUGUUGUCCACCUAUAGUGACAAAUUAUUUUAGAGCAUAAGCCAAAAAAAAGGGGAUCCAAAGCUUAAAACAGUUCAAAAUCUGAGCCUAGACCUACCCUAGGCCUAGCCCAUUGACAGCCCUGGAUGUUGGGAUUCAACGCCCACCAUUAAAAUCUUCUGGUGAGCUGAAUAACUUUCGAUUAAGCUGAUAUCUGUGUUUUCCUUUCACCUAAGUGGAGGGGACUUUAUGAACGGGCUGGAAGACAAAUAAACAUAAGGUUUAGAGAGUUGAUGCCAAUAUCACCACUGUUUCCUAUGGUGUGGUCUACUUAAACCUUAGAUCUGUCUCCCUUUUGUGUUCAUGAUCUAAAAUGAUAUGUAAAAAUGGAUGGACAGCAUGGAUAAAACAAAUACAUCACAGUGGGCCCCACAGAGCCCUACCUAGACCGAGUUUGUCCACACGGAAAGAUUACACCGUUGAAACCUUACUGGAGCCCACCAUUAUAUUUAUAUUCCAUCCAAACCGUCCAUAAGAGUUAUUCUCACUGGGAAGAAUUAAAACACAUAUAUUUAGCCAACUCAAAACCUUUUGUGGCCCCACAAAAAAGGUUUAAUGGUCAGUGUUCAAUCCCCAGUGUUUCCUUUGUAUUGAUCUACUUGAGUGUUGGAUCUGAAUCAUUUUUGGGAUUCUGUCUAAUCCUGAGAUUACAAAACUGAUGGACGGAGUGGAUUUCUCGUGGACAUCGCAGUGGACCCCACACAUCUUCCACUUACAGGAACUUCAGUUGGCGGGGAACAGAGGCAAUUCCCGUCCAAAAAUUCCCAGCCUUUUUCUCCUUUCUUCCCUUUCUUUGCUGAUUCUUGCAGCGUCAUGCAGAUUCAAGGCUUCGAAAAUAAUUAAAAAAAUAAAAAAAUAAUUAAAAAAAAGAGAGAAAGAAAGACCCUAGCUUUGAAACAGAGGAAUGGAUUCUUCGGGAAAUAGAUUGACUUCUCGGAUCUCGGGAACUGAUGAAUUCAUGGCUCUUCAAUCCCAGCCCUCCAAUCCCCGCUCCUCCCUCGGUAGGAGCGCUCCCGCCAUCAAAGCUCCUCCCUCUCUGUUUUUCUCGAUUCUCGUUCUCCAGAUCCACUCCUCCCGCUCUCUCUCUCUCUCUCUCUCUCUCUCUCUCUCUCUCUCAUCCUUUGCGUAUUUCUACAAAGAGAUCCUCACACGUCUCUGCUUCCUUUUCUAACUGAAAAAUCUCUCCUUUCUCAAUCUCAUACCCUUCUUCUUUUUCUUCCAUCUUUCCCGAGAUUUGGAUUACUUGUUCUAUCUUUACCAGGUUAUUAAAGCGGAAUCGAGCGAUUAUUCUGUAAUGUUUAUAUCAGAUUUGGUGUAGAGAUUCAGAUGGGAAGGAAAAAUCCGGAUUCAUCGAUGCUAUUGUCACUGGCCAUAGCUGUCAAUAAAAAGCUUAGACCAUAAUUAGCACUAAAACAGGUGUAGUGUCAUGUCAAUCGAGGAACCGGGAUUUGAAAAUGCAAAUGGGGAAAUGGACUUUCCAAAAAGAGAUAAUAUGGUCUACAAGAUCCUUCAUGGUUUUCUAAAGCAGGGGAAUAGGGGAUUUAUCAAUAUUGCAACAAAUGCUGUAAGAAGAGCGACGAGUAACAGGUUAUCUAAUGGAAAUCGAGCAGCAUUUGAUGAUGACAUCAACCAUCAGAAUGACGUGGAUGAAAAGAGGCAUGACAGAAAGUCCGGGCCUCUUGUGUCUGGAAUAGCUUACUGCAUUUCUUCAUGCAGCAUGAUAUUGCUGAACAAAGUUGUUCUAUCAGGUUAUGGUUUUGAUGCGGGAAUAUCAUUAAUGUUAUAUCAGAAUUUCAUCUGUGUAUUAGUUAUUACCAUGUUGGAGUUAUUUGGAGCUGUAUCAAUAGAAAAGCUCACUUGGAAGCUGAUUCGAAUUUGGAUUCCUGUCAACAUAAUCUUUGUGGGUAUGCUUGUGACGGGCAUGUAUAGUUUAAAGUACAUAAAUGUUGCGAUGGUGACAAUCUUAAAGAACAUGACAAAUAUAUUAACAGCAAUUGGAGAAGCAUAUAUUUUCAAAAAGCGACAGAACAAAAAAGUUUGGACUGCAUUGUUUCUAAUGUUGACACUACGCCGAGUCAUGGAUACAGCAAAGCAAUCAACCAGAUCUGGGACUCUCAAUGAAAUUUCGAUGGUGUUGCUGAACAAUGUUCUGUCUUUACCUUUCGCCAUUUUCCUGAUUCUCAUCUUCAGUGAAUGGGAAUCUGUAUAUAACUCACAUGUGAUUAGAACACCGAUGUUUUGGGUGGUGGCAACAGCCAGUGGAUUACUCGGACUGGCCAUCAGCUUCACCUCUAUGUGGUUUUUAAGCCAAACUGGUCCCACCACAUACAGUCUGGUGGGAUCCCUGAAUAAGAUCCCGAUUUCCAUUGCUGGAAUACUGCUAUUCAAUGUCCCGCUCAGCCUCCCCAAUCUUUUUAGCAUACUCUUUGGUCUCUUCGCAGGGGUGUUUUUUGCUAAGGCUAAAAUGUCCUGAUUAAGUGUCGAACAAAUCUCUUACUCUUACCUGCUUUAGGUUCUAAUAUGCAGCUCUUCUUUUCUCUUUGUCACUAUGAUACCUCCUAAUUGCCUGUUACAAGAAAUCAACAGGCGCCACAGGACGGGUGCAUAACAUUUCUGCUGUUUGGUUAUAUCAUCGACAAAAAUCCGGCAAUUAUAUCAAACAGGAAAGCAUUAUACAGAGAUAAAGGCAAAUGCCAUUUGAAUGCAGUGGCGUGUGGAUUACAUGCUUUUAUUCUUUUUGAUAUGUUUAUUAAAUUUACGAAAGUAUAGCUAGGACAUCAUUUCAAAGGUUAUUUUCCAACAAGAAGAAUAAAAGGGAUGUUUUAAGUGGGCCCUGUUUUGAAGCUCAAUUAUUCUUUUGAUAGUCUGUAAUGAUCAUGAUUGAAAUAAAUUUCUCUC
Magnolia sinica is the source of this 3333-nucleotide messenger RNA. Its product is annotated as GDP-mannose transporter GONST2-like. Gene Ontology annotation, cellular component: Golgi apparatus. Gene Ontology annotation, molecular function: antiporter activity; GDP-mannose transmembrane transporter activity. The record is from RefSeq and is a predicted model, not a curated record. The coding region runs from base 1862 to 2908 and encodes 348 amino acids. The transcript is spliced from 10 exons. Lineage: Eukaryota; Viridiplantae; Streptophyta; Magnoliopsida; Magnoliales; Magnoliaceae.